Molecule: messenger RNA, 1236 nt
Organism: Trypanosoma brucei brucei TREU927
Lineage: Eukaryota; Euglenozoa; Kinetoplastea; Trypanosomatida; Trypanosomatidae
Product: isovaleryl-coA dehydrogenase, putative
Exons: 1
Coding region: 1-1236 (411 amino acids)
Biological process (GO): L-leucine catabolic process
Molecular function (GO): 3-methylbutanoyl-CoA dehydrogenase activity; flavin adenine dinucleotide binding
Source: RefSeq, a predicted model, not a curated record
AUGCGCUCGUAUCGUUUAGCGUCUAUUAGACGACACUACACUGCGCUGGUAGCACCAUGUGGUCUCCGUUUUUUCUCUCCUUCGACGACCGUUAACUUGGAUUAUCUUUUAAACCCAACACCUGAACACAAGAUGCUGCGUGAAACGGUUCAAAGAUUCGCAGCGGAGCGGGUUGAAACGCAGGCAAAACAGAGCGAUAUUGACAUGCAUUUUAAUGUUGAUCUCCUACGCGAGUUGGGUGACCUUGGUGUACUCGGUGUAACCAUUCCUGAGGGAGACGGUGGUGCUGGAAUGGACGCCACGGCAGCGGUUGUUAUCCACCACGAGCUUUCCAAAGUGGAUCCAGGCUUUUGUCUCGCCUACUUGGCUCACUCGAUGCUUUUUGUGAACAACUUCUAUCAUGCUUCCACAGCGGCACAACGGGAGCGGUGGCUCCCCAAAGUGCUUACAGGCGAGCACAUAGGUGCAAUGGGCAUGUCGGAACCCGGUGCGGGUACAGAUGUUCUUGGUAUGCUGACCACUGCGACAAAAGAAAGUAAUGGAAAGUAUAUUCUUAACGGUGGCAAGACGUGGGUGACAAAUGGUACCGUUGCUGACCUUGUUCUUGUGUAUGCAAAGGUUGACGGCAAAAUCACCGCGUUCGUUGUAGAGAAGGGUGCAUCGGGGUUUUCUGUGGGGAAGAAGAUUGACAAGUGCGGCAUGCGUGGGUCUCACAUGUGUCAACUUUUCUUCGAUAAUGUGGUGCUUGGAGAGGAGAAUCUGCUCGGCACUGAAGGGAAAGGGCUUGUGGCAAUGAUGCGUAACCUGGAGGUUGAGCGUCUCACAUUGGCCGCAAUGGCGGUGGGUAUUGCUGAUCGUUGCGUGGAACUCAUGACGUGUUAUGCCAAUGAGCGUAAGACGUUUGGUAAACACAUUUGGAAUUAUGGACAGAUUCAGCGCUACAUUGCCGAGACGUUUGCAGAAACGGAGGCGGCCAAAUCACUUACAUAUGCUGUAAGCAGGAGUGUGGCGCCAGGAAAUUGCAACCGCCUGGGGAGCGAUGCGGUAAAAUUGUUUGCAGCGCCUGUUGCGAAGCGGGCGGCUGACAACGCCAUGCAAGUUAUGGGUGGUAUGGGAUAUGCGCGUGAUAUGCCGGUGGAGCGGCUGUGGCGGGAUGCGAAGUUGCUUGAGAUCGGCGGCGGCACACUCGAGGCACAUCACAAGAACAUUACGAAAGAUUUGAUCAACAGUCUUUAA